GUUUUUUUUAAAAAAAAAUUUUUUUUAAAUUCCAAGUCGCGGACUCUCUUCUUCUUCCGUCACACUCUUCCCUGUCCCCCCCACCCCCCUUUUUUUUCUUUCUUUUUUAAAACUGUGAAUAAUAAUCUUUCAAACCUCCCAACUCCGGAGCACCGAGCUCCACCAGAGGGGGAGAGGAGGAGACUUGACGCCGAGCACAGAGCCUGUGUCUGUCCGCUCGACUCCGCGGCGGAAGAGGAGGAAACCCGAGCUCCCCGUCGCCACCUCCGCGCCACCAGUCCUCCCGUGGCACCGUGCGGAGGAGGAGGAGGAGAGGAGGAGGAGGAGGAGAGGAGGAGGAUUUAACCGGAGGUUACGGGGAGAGGAUUUUAAAAAAAACCCGCCGGAGGAGCUUUUCACGAUCUGAAAGGUGCUCGACGCAAUGGGACGGCUAAGCCUCUGAAGGGGGCGAGCACAAAGGGCCGAGGGGAAGAGGCAGAAUAAAAGCCAACGGAGGGAGAAAGAAGAGAGGGACAAAAGAAGAAGAGGAGGGGGAGGAGGUGGACGAUUCUUGCCCGGCGCCAGGCGAGGUGGAGAGAUUUUGGGCGGAGAAGGAGAGGGGAGGGAGGGACAUUUGAAAGGAAGGAUUUGCUCGACCUGUCGAGGGUGCAUGCUCCCCCCCACACUAAGUCCUCCGUCCCACUUGGACAUCCUCCUUUUUUCUUCCUAUCUGCACCAGUGACGGGCCGACAAAAGACGAAGAAUGCGCACUAAACUAAGUGUGGGAGGCGUCGGGGCGAGCAGGGGCCUCGACGUGAGACUACCCAGGACUAGAGCCGUGCUGCUGGGCUUGCUCGUCGCCAUGGCGACCUGGCUCCCUGCGCCGGUCGGCGCAGAGGUGGAGAUCGACGUGCUGAGCGAGAUGGUGUUCGUGGAGACGGGCGGGCCGAGCGAGAGGGUGGGCGGGCGGAGCGAGCUGGAGGCCUCCAUGCAGUCCUCCUUCCUCCGGGACAUCCAUGAGGCGACGGAGGGCGUGCGCGCCACGGAGCCUGUCGCCGCUGGAACGGGCGAGGAUGCCGCGACUCAGCAGAACGCCUUCCCGGACUCCUCGGCGGUGGUGGGUCGGAUCUUCCAGAUGAAGGUGCCGAACAAGAUGGAGGACGUUUACCUGGGCGACAUCGUCAAGAUUACUGAGAUGGGUAAGGAUUCGCUCCCCGCCUGGCUUCACUGGGACGCCAGCAGCAGAAUCCUGCAGGGUCUACCGUUGGAUGAGGACAAAGGUGUCCAUUACAUCUCUGCAUCCAUCUCCAACCACACAAAAUCCUCUUCUUCAGAGGUGUUUUCCAUUGAGGUACACCCUGAAGAUCAUUUGGACGCAGAAGCAGCCCAACUGGCAUCCAACCAAGCACCCACUGAAGACGAAGUCCAGCCAUUCAUGUGUGGCAACGAGGAACCAGUCACAGUGCUGACAGUGAUCCUCGAUGCAGAUUUAACCAAGAUGAGCUCUGAACAGAGGGUAGAGCUCCUGGAUAACAUGAGGAGCUUCUCUGGGGUGGAGCUCCAGCACAUGAAGAUACUCCCCGUGGUCAACAACAGGCUGUUUGACAUGUCUGCAUUCAUGGCAGGGCCAGGGAAUGCGAAAAAGGUGGUGGAGAAUGGCGCUUUGUUGUCGUGGAAACUCGGCUGCUCGCUGGACCAGAGCACUGUCCCGAAUAUCAACAGUGUCCAGGGUCCUGCAAAGGAAGGCACAAUGUCGGCCAGGCUGGGCUACCCUGUAGUGGGAUGGCAUAUUGCCAACAAGAAGCCCCAUGUGCCGAAGAGAGUGAGACGCCAAUUGAACAACACUCCCACGCCUGUUCUGGCUGUGCUUCCCCCAACUACUGUCGUGGAGCCUCCAGUGAGAAUUAUCCCGACUCCCUCUUCCCCCUCUAUUGCAGCACCAACUGAAAGCUCUGCUCCCCCUGUAAGAGGCCCCAUUCCCCUUCCAGGCAAGCCUACGAUCAGAGUCCGUGACCCUAUUGCUCACACUCCGACCUUGGGACCUCCUCAACCAACAAGGGUGAUGGAGACCACCAGCACCAUUCCUAUCCAGCCAACCAUGACCAGGCCUAUUUACGUGGAAGCCACUGCCACACCACCCACACCUACCAGAAGACCCACCAAGAGACCCAAGAGGCCUAAAACCACACCAGUGCCCAGAGAGCCGAAGACCUCUACAGCGAAGCCAGCCACACACAUCACUCCGUUACCUGGAGUUAUCCCGGAUCCAUACAAUCACAAGCCUGAAUUGAGUAACCCCCUGGACCAGGUCAAUGCAUUGGUGGGCACCUAUUUUGAGGUUAAGAUCCCGCUUGAUACGUUCUUUGACAAAGAGGAUGGCACAACAGACAAGCUGCGUCUCACCUUGAGACAGAACCACAAUGAAGUAGUUGGAGAGGGCUCUUGGAUCCAGUUUAACACCACCAGCCAACUUCUCUAUGGACUGCCUGAUGUCCAACAUGUGGGGAAACACGAGUAUUUCAUAUAUGCAACUGACAAAGGUGGCCUCAAUGCAAUUGAUGCUUUUGAGGUCCGUGUGAACCGUUGGCCCGUCAACGACAAGACCCCCGUGAUCUUCACAGCCCGAUUCGAUGGUGAGCCGCGUUCAGUAACGAACGACAUCCACAAGAAAAUCCUUCUGGUCAAAAAGCUGGCAUACGCCCUCGGAGACCGCAACAGCAGUACAGUGAGUAUUCGGAACAUCAGCAAAGGGUCCAUUGUGGUGGAGUGGACGAACACCAGCCUCCCGCAGCAUCCAUGUCCAAAGGAACAGCUUGCAGUCAUGAGCAGAACGCUCGCCAGUGCUGAUGGGAGGCCCUCGCAGACCUUCAGGUACUCUAUGGAGCCUGAAUUUAGACCCCUGGACGUCAUGGUCAAGGGAAGGGCAAGCUGCAGGAGAUACUCCUUCCUUCCACCAGAAGAGAUUGACACACCAGAACCUUCGGCAGUCACUCCAGCUCUGGGAACAGGCCGGCAGAGCACUGACGACGUCUAUCUCCAUACGGUCAUUCCUGCCGUGGUGGUUGCAGCAAUCUUGUUGAUAGCAGGUAUCAUUGCAAUGAUCUGCUACAGGAAAAAACGAAAGGGAAAGUUGACCAUUGAAGACCAGGCCACCUUCAUCAAAAAGGGUGUGCCGAUUAUCUUUGCCGAUGAACUCGAUGACUCUAAGCCGCCCCCAUCUUCCAGUAUGCCCUUGAUUCUCCAGGAAGAGAAGCCCCCACUUCCACCGCCUGAGUACCCCAACAUGGCCACACCAGAGACCACUCCCCUCAACCAGGAACUGUUGGGGGAGUACACAGCUCUGCGGGAUGAGGACCCCAACGCCCCUCCCUACCAACCACCGCCUCCCUUCACCACUCCCAUGGAGGGCAAGGGCUCCCGUCCCAAGAACAUGACUCCCUACAGAUCGCCACCUCCCUACGUGCCGCCCUAAGACUUGUUGAACCCUCCCCUCAUAGGGUGGAGGGAGAGGAUGCCUGAGGAACUGUGACGGUUUCCAUUCUGGUGUCUGUCUGGACAUUUACAGGGAGAGAUGACAAGAGGUGCUAAAGUACAAAACAGCUACAAGGGAUUUUGGUUUGGGAGGGGGAGUGAUGAGUCGGGUGGGGUUUUACAGCGGGGCAGAUGAUUGGUCGGAACAGCUGGGAGGGACUACUGUUUUGGUGGUAGCCCAGCUACUGCAGUGGCCUAAGACAAACAGAUUCUCGUCAGCACUGGCCUUCGGGUUGACCAGUUGGUCAGAAGCGACAAUUGGGAGACAUGCGCUCCCAUCCCAGCAGCAUUUCAUUUUUUUCCUCUGUUGAUUUUGGAUACUGGCUUUUAAUAUCUUUUUUUCAUCUUCAGCCCAAGAUUAUCACCAUUCUUUCUUUUUUUUUGGACUGAAUCCUUUGCCUAACAACUCUUUUGUCUUGCUUUUAAAUAAUACGAGAAGACAGUGGACUGCCAACAGACCCGCUGCAGGCAACAGCUCGUGUUUUUAAUAUGGAGAUCGAGAUUCUCUCAAUAUUAAAGAAAAAAAAAAAAAAAAAAGCUAUCGCCAGGAUCUCGGCUCAACCCUGCAGACGACACAAGAGAACGGGAGGUGUGUGCGCACGUGUGAAUGAGUGGGUGUGUUUAUUCAGAUUCAAUACGGUUUGCCUUUUAACACUAGUUGUCUGUUUCUAUCCUUAUUCACAAUGUCUAGUAAACAUGAGAAUAACAAGGUAGCCUAAAAAAGAUUUAGAGAUGAAUAAUAAUUUUAGUUUUAUUGGUUUUAAAAUUCACUGUAUAUCUGGAGGGUGUCCUGAUAGAUUGUGUUAUAUUUUUUUGUUCGGUGGUGGGAGAAAGUGGGAAGGAAGGGAUCGCCUCAUGAAAGAAAAAACCUUUUUUAAUCCUGUUUGGAUUUUAUAACAACAACAUGUCGCUAACAGGUAAUUUGAUGAAAAACCCACCUUCUUCCAGUUGCCCUCACACCGUCAGCAGAUCUAACAGGCUCGAUAAGAUGUAAAAUAUCAAGCUACUGUUUUUGACAAAAUCAAUAAUAUAACUGAUUGUAAAUGCAGAAUUUAAUGUGGAUUUGGAUGCACUAUAUAUAUGUAUAUAUAUAUAUAUAUAUAUAUAUAUAUAUAUAUAUAUAUAUAGCUAUGUCGUCCAAUUUGACCUUACUUUGAUGACAGUGUUACUUGAGUUUGACAAAUCUAUAGUAAAACUAAGUGCUCAAAUACAGUAUAACAUCUUCAAUGUGAACCUGAACGGUAAGAAGAGCCCGACAGCUUAUUUUGGUCAAGGGAUAAUUAUUUUUUUAUGCAACAAGGCCAGUUUUUCUCUCGUAAGUCUGAGAAGAAGAAACAUUUUGUGCCAUGGAGACUGUCCCGGACGGGAUUGUACAGAUAUUCACAUUUUACCGGUCACAGAGGAGACAAUGGUGGCUGAGAUUGGAAAACGAUGGAAGACCCAUCAAUUUCUAGUAAUUCGCGGUCAAGUACAAUCUCAUAAUUUCCUCCUUUUCUUUUCUUUUUUUUUUUUUUUUUUUACAAAGUUUUUGAUACAGCCUCAAAUUGUUUGAUUAUUGAAAUAAAACAUGAUUAAUGAUUAGCCAUCUGUGAUUUGUAAAAAUCUUAGCCUAGAAGUUCAAUUAUGAUUCAGUUAUGUACACUUUAUUCUUUUUGUCAUGGGUCACCUAAUUCAAGUGUUUUAAUUUUACCGUGUGUGUGUGUGUGUGUGUGUGUGUGUGUUUGCAUAUCACAAUGUAUCUCCCACUAUACAAAGAUGGAAUGACCCAUAUUUUAUGUAAUCACAAAUUUUUAUUUUUAUGUCCUCAUGUUUGCCGAUGAUGAGUUUCAACUGAAAGUGACCCUUUGCAAUAAUGAUGUAAGGCACAGUCCACUCAGCGGCUGGUCGGUGCAGGCUCGAGCGAGUGACCCGUACUGUCAUGAUCUUGUUGGUUUUUUGCAGGAUGCCAAGGCUUUUGCUUAUCGAGUGUGCAUUGUCAUAAUAAAACCAACUGGUACGAUUAAAACAAAAACAAAAAUCAA
This is a messenger RNA of Scophthalmus maximus (turbot), 5531 nucleotides long. RefSeq names its product dystroglycan 1 (gene dag1). Gene Ontology annotation, cellular component: sarcolemma; dystroglycan complex; dystrophin-associated glycoprotein complex. The transcript has 4 exons. Gene Ontology annotation, molecular function: calcium ion binding; laminin binding. NCBI's taxonomy places the organism in Eukaryota, Metazoa, Chordata, Actinopteri, Pleuronectiformes, Scophthalmidae. The coding region runs from base 743 to 3451 and encodes 902 amino acids. The record is from RefSeq and is a predicted model, not a curated record. Gene Ontology annotation, biological process: axon guidance; morphogenesis of an epithelium; muscle attachment.